Messenger RNA from Strongylocentrotus purpuratus (purple sea urchin), 2980 nucleotides. RefSeq names its product toll-like receptor 3. The record is from RefSeq and is a predicted model, not a curated record. Gene Ontology annotation, molecular function: protein binding; transmembrane signaling receptor activity. Gene Ontology annotation, cellular component: membrane. Gene Ontology annotation, biological process: immune response; toll-like receptor signaling pathway. The transcript has a single exon. Lineage: Eukaryota; Metazoa; Echinodermata; Echinoidea; Camarodonta; Strongylocentrotidae. Bases 1 to 2640 code for a protein of 879 amino acids.
AUGGCUUUCGAACACCGUGUACUUCUUCCGCUGAUCAUCUUCUUCUGUAUCCAAACCCUGCAUGGAGAUGCUGUUCCCAUAACACCGUGGGAUCUGAAGAGACGGCCUUGUCACGAGAACAGUGAGCGGAAGGAAGCUAAUUGUGAUGAAAGAAGUUUGGAUUCUGUUCCCCAAAAUCUUCCUGAAAAUACUGAAGUUCUGAAGCUGAGGUCCAACAAACUCACCUCUCUCUUAAACUCUACAUUUAAAAGAUACCCGCUCCUUACCAAAUUGGAUAUUGCCCAUAACGACAUCAGGAUGAUUGAAUCUAGGACAUUUUACCCUCUCAAGGAAUUGCAGGACAUUGAUAUGUCUUUCAACCUUCAUCUUGUGCUUCCCGACACAGGGCUCUUCAGGUGGGCUAAGAAGCUGUCUGUUCUAGAGUUAUGGUCUUCAAACUUGAUAUCACUCCCCAACGAUACGCUAAAAUGGAGCCCGCAUUUAGAAAGUGUACAACUGAACUACAACCGUCUUACUUUCAUCAACAUCAGUAGCUGUGGCAGGGUUAAGCGUGUUUACUUGUCUACAAAUAAUCUUACGCACAUCACCCAGAAAGCUUUCUAUUUUUCAUGUCAUAGUGAGACUUUGGAUCUAACUGAUAACCUCAUCCUAUCAGUCGAUCCCAAUGUGAUCGCAUCAUUGCAUGUCAGGUCACUGCGGGUCGGGUUCGUUUCUCUGUCAUUCGAGGUGUUGAGAAAUAUAUUUAUUGGCGUAUCACGGUCGAAUAUAGAGCAAUUAGAAAUCACCUAUUGCUUUACUUUGAGUGAAUUUCCAAGAGAUUUCUUUGAUCCGCUGCAGGGUCAUUCUCUUUCAGUGCUUGACUUAUCUGGGAAUGUUAUGCCCACCCUCUAUCCAUUCGUCUUCUCGAAUUUGACGCGUACUAGAUUACUGGAUAUCAGUGGCAACAGGAUCGAAACGAUCGAACCAGAUUUUUUUGAAAACAUGCAGGAUAUCAGGGUUUUGAAAUUGCAAAGCAAUAGAAUAAACAAAAUAAACACCAACAAUUGUCCAUGGAAAAUAGGCUUAACUGAUUUGGAUCUAUCCGACAAUGUUUUGACUACAGUUUCCCGAUUCACUUUUCUCGGUUUGCAAAAUUUAACGUUUUUAGACAUGCACUCAAACAUACUCCUUACAACCCUAGAAAUGGCAUCAUUUAUGGGACUAGAACAAAUUGAAACUAUAAAUUUGUCACUAUGUAAUAUCGUUAAUGUUGAAUUGGUCACUCUGAGCUUAAAAUCUCUUUUCCUUAAAAAUAACCCAACGAUGUUUUUAAUGCCUGUAACUUCCUUCGAAAGUCUACAGUCACUUGUGUAUUUGAACCUCAGGAAGACCGGGCUUGAUAGCAUUCGUCUUUGGAAUUUUUUUACAAAUAUCUCUCUUUUCGAUGGACUGUUUAGUCUGACGACUUUGGAUCUGAGUGAAAAUUCAAUCGGCUCAAUAUAUGAUAGUGCAGAUUAUUUAUCACCUUGGGUAUUUAAACCACUGUCUGCUCUACAAAAUCUCAGUUUGGAAGACUGUCAAAUUUCAUUUCUUAAUCCAUUAGCCUUUGAGGCGUUAAAAUUCCUUCGGGUGCUGAACUUAAGGGGAAACAAAAUAAAGCAACUUUCUAUUGACAUAUUCAAAAAUUUUGGACAAAUGACAAACAUUGAUCUACAUAAUAACCGUUUGACAUACCUCGAUAAAAACCUGUUUUUGAACAAUAGCAGGCUGACAACACUUUUGUUAUCAGAAAACAAAUUAACAAGACUCAACCAAAGUACUUUCAAACUGAUUGGGCCUUCUCUUACAUCAGUAGAUCUUUCAGGGAACCCGAUAGACUGCAACUGUGAACUAAGUUGGCUUCUUGCCUGGAUUAGCGGACCACUUGUACUCAUGAACAAGAAUAAAACUAUUUGUUCAUCAGCGUCUUUAGAGCGUCUUCGCGAUAAACCGCUGUUUGAUUUUGACUCAAAAACGGUUUGUAGCCCUAACAUUGCCCUCUAUUCUCUGACUUCCCUCGCCAUCAUGUCCUUCGUUGUCAUUGUCGUACUGGUCUUUCACUAUCGAUGGCAGUUGAGGUACAAACUCUUUCUCUUGAAAUUAGCAGCCGUUGGGUAUAACGAGAUGCGAGACGCUCGAGACCCCAAUGAUUAUGAGUUCGACAUGAAUGUCAUCUUUUACGACGAUGACGAAGAGUGGGCUCGCGAACAUCUUCUACCAACUCUCGAAGAAAGAAUCCCGCAGUUUCAGAGGAACGUCUUUGGUGACGAAGACCUCGUGCCGGGUAUGCAUUACUUGGAUGCGAUUGACUACGUGGUGAGCCGGAGUUACAAGACCGUCAUUCUACUAAGCAGAGCCGCCGUGCGCGAUCGUUGGUUCAUGCUCAAGUUCCGCACCGCGAUGGACCAUGUGAGUGACACUCAGACUGAGUUCGUAGUCGCUGUCUUCAUCGAAGACAUCCAAGAUGAUGAGAUACCUUUCUUGGCGAGGUUGUAUCUCAGUGACGGCAGACCCUACCUUCAUUGGACUGAGGACGUGAGGGGACAGGAAUAUUUCUUUAAUCAAUUGACGAAAUAUCUAACGAUUAAUCUCAGAACCAAUGACUUGAUCCCUAACGAGUAGAAGAAUGUGACAAUAUGGGCUGUUGGUGGUAAGCAGGGGUAGCCUCAAUAUCGUUAUGAGCUGCAAUAUUAGAAAUUUAAAAUAAAAACAAAAAAUCGGAGAGUGCAACGACAUAAUAUUCUUUGAGCAAUUCCUUUUCCUAUAUACCUCGUCUUUGAAGGGCAAGACAUAGCAUAUUGAGAAUUUUCGUAUGAAUACAAAUGUACCACCUGAUUCUAUAAAUGCUUUCUACUACGACAUGGUCUAACACAUUGUCGUACGAUAUGCUGAUCCCUUUGGGUCUGCGACAGUGACCUAAACAUACUCAGUAAUCCUAGAGGUAUUACUAGGGUGAUCACAC